GGGAAGGGAGCCUCUUAUGUUUACACAUCAAUGCGUGCAAGAGCAGUUGCGAACUGUGUAAUCGUUUAAAUAUUUCGCUUUCGUUUCUUUAUAAAUCUAAAAUUGAAACUUUGCAAAUCGAAAUAUUAAAGAGUGCAAAAGGGUAACGACGUUACCGGGAGAUUCAAGACCGGAGUUUUGCACGCACGCAGAGUGUUGUAGCUAACGUUAGCCAGCUAGCAUUACAUUAGCUUAGCAUAGGUGUCAUGGACGAGCUAGCGGUUGAAGUCAGGGGGACGAGUGGGGCUUUUUACAAGGGAUAUUUGAAGGAUGUUCAUGAAAGUGCUGUCACUGUGUCCUUUGAAAACAAUUGGCAGCCAGAGCGUCAAAUUCCCUUCCAUGAUGUUAGAUUUCCUCCAACAACAGGUUUUCAGAAAGAGAUAAACGAGAGUGAUGAAGUUGAGGUAUGUGCUGUUUAUUCUAGGGCUAAUGAUAAAGAACCAUGUGGGUGGUGGCUGGCAAAGGUCCGGAUGGUGAAGGGAGAGUUUUAUGUCAUAGAGUAUGCAGCUUGUGAUGCCACGCUCAAUGAAAUAGUCACAUUAGAGAGGUUACGGCCUGUCAACCCAAACAAGCCAGCUACAAAAAACUCCUUCCUGAAAAUUCACCUAGACGUCCCGGAGGACUUGCGGCAAAUGUGUUCGAAAGACUCUCAUAAAGAUUUUAAGAAGGCAGUGGGAGCAUUCAAUGUCACUUAUGACUCAGACAAAAGACAGCUUGUUAUUCUGUCUGUGAACGAGGUUACAACCAAAAGGGCGCAGAUGCUGAGCGACAUGCAUUUCCGGAGCCUGCGCACCAAGCUGUCCCUAAUGCAGAGGAACGAGGAGGCUAGCCGCCAACUGGAGAGCUCUCGGCAGCUUGCAUCAAGGUUCCAUGAGCAGUUUGUGGUCCGAGAUGACCUGAUGGGGCUGGCCAUCGGGACCCAUGGUGCCAACAUCCAGCAGGCCAGGAAAGUACCUGGGGUCACCACCAUAGACCUGGAUGAAGAGACCUGCACCUUCCACAUCUAUGGCGAGGACCAAGAGGCAGUCCGCAAGGCUAGGAGUUUCUUGGAAUUUUCUGAAGAUGUCAUCAAAGUACCAAGGAAUUUAGUGGGGAAAGUCAUUGGGAAAAAUGGGAAGUUGAUCCAGGAAGUAGUGGAUAAAUCUGGUGUUGUUCGAGUUCGGAUCGAGGCUGAGAACGACAAGAAGCCACCUCCAGUGGAUGAGGGCAUGGUGCCAUUUGUUUUUGUGGGUACAAAGGAAAGCAUUUCCAAUGCUAAAGUACUGUUGGACUAUCAUCUCAACUAUCUGAAGGAAGUGGACCAGCUGCGCAUGGAGCGGCUGCAGAUAGAUGAGCAGCUGAGGCAGAUUGGGGGAGGAGGCCCCAGGGCCCCGGGGACUGGACGGCCUGACAACAAUAUCUUCAUCGUGGACAACGGUGGCAUGGGCCUGGGCAUGAUGGGCAUGGGCUCCCAGAGAGGAGGGAAGCCGUUCAGCAGGGGAGGAGGAGGCCGUGGCCGACGCGGUGGUCCCUCUUUUGCCUCCGGCACCAACUCUGAGGCUUCCAAUGCGUCUGAGACAGAGUCGGAUCACAAGGACGAGCUGAGUGACUGGUCUCUGGCUCCAACUGAUGAGCUGACCGGGGGCUUCCCCAAAAGACCCGAUACACGCAAGAGAGGAGGAGGAGGGCCUCGCGGACGGGGAGGGAGAGGAAGAGGGGGAGGCUUCAAAGCUGAAGACAUCCAGUGGACUGAGUCACGCUCACGGAAUACCAGAGACCCUAAGCUGAGGCCUCAGGAAGAUUCUUUGCAGAUCCGAGUGGACGGUAACAAUGAGAGGAGUGUGCAUGCUGCAGCCAGAGGUCCCCCGGGCCCCGCAGGCGACGGAACUGGCCCCGGAGCAAACCGACAGAGACCCAUCAAAGAGCGAUCUAUCAAGAAGGAGAAGCAGGAGGGCCCUAGUGGCUUAGCCACUGCCGGGCCCCCGAUGGUGGUGAACGGGGUGUCGUAGACGGGGCCGACGGAAGGCACCCUCGUCUCUCUCACACACGUCUCUCUCACACACACCACGCCAUCAAUCCAGAAGCUUCUUCAUUAGAGACACGUUAGGCCAAAGAGGACAGGUCAGGGCUAAAAUUAAGCACACUUUGGACAAACCAACUCUGGCAGCAUCAGCGGCAGGUGGAUGGGGUGUUGGGCGGGUUACUGUGUACAGGGAAGGAGCCAUCUACGGUUUUAGGUGUUAACGGGAGAAGGCAAACUGAGACUGUAUUUUUCUAAUUGACAUUGUUGACAACUACCUAUCAGACUAUUAAAAGCUGUGGGGAGAAAAUGUUUAAAACAAAAAGAGGGGCCACCAUGAUGAAUCUGUAUUUCUAAAAGGAUAUGGUUUUCUAUCACUUGUUCAUGUACUAGCAUUUUCUCCGGAUAGAGGGUUGGAUUGUUUGGUCCUUCCUGCCCUCUCUCUGUCAUGAUGUGUUUAUGGAGCCCUGUGUCACAAUGGAAUAUAGAACUCAUUACCAUGUGAGGUCAUGGCUGCAUCAUUAGCAAAAAAAAAAAAAGAAUAACCCUCCUCUCUGAUCUGUGCCUUUAUCUCGUGUGGAUAGUAUUACAAAUAGAAGUCAAUCAGGGAAGAAGACGACAUUGGAAAACAGUAAUGGAUUUUACGCAUAUGUAGUGAACACACAGCUCACCUUCCAAAAAAAUUAAACAUUUGUUUUUUUAA
Molecule: messenger RNA, 2741 nt
Organism: Coregonus clupeaformis (lake whitefish)
Lineage: Eukaryota; Metazoa; Chordata; Actinopteri; Salmoniformes; Salmonidae
Product: synaptic functional regulator FMR1
Exons: 15
Coding region: 246-2027 (593 amino acids)
Biological process (GO): regulation of dendritic spine development; positive regulation of protein phosphorylation; regulation of mRNA stability
Cellular component (GO): membrane; dendritic spine; postsynaptic density
Molecular function (GO): translation regulator activity; protein homodimerization activity; mRNA 3'-UTR binding
Source: RefSeq, a predicted model, not a curated record